AUGACUUGUACUCUGCACCUGGUGAAAACUUGUGAUGAAGACUUUGCUUCUCUCCUGAAAGAGCCCAGCCCGGCCCCGGACACCUCCCCAGCGCCCCCACGGCCGGGUGCUCCCGUGCGCCGGGGGCUGGCGCGGUCCCGUCCCGCGGUCCCGGUGUCGGUCCCGGUGACCCCGCCCGGCCCCGCCGCCGCUUCCCCGCGCGGCCCAGAGGGGGCGCCCUCGGCCCGGCCUUCCCCGUGCGGCGCGCGCGGGCCCCGCGCAGGUGAGCGCGGGCCCGGCCGGGGCGCGGAGCGCGGCGGGGGCGCGCAGCGGCCGCGGGGACGCCUCGGCGGUGACGCCCGGGCGCUGCCGCGGCCGCCGAGCUUCUCCCCCCGCCUCCUCGCCCCCCGUCCCUGGCCGCUCGCCCCCGGGGCAGGGCUUCUGGCGGGAGCCGGGCGGGAAUCCCUCCUGACCCCUGCGAGGGGUGUCACGGCCGUCCCCUUUGCCUCGCCGCCCGCGCCCCCAGCACCCCCGCCAAAGCGCGGCGCUGCCCCCGAGGGCGCGCAGGAAAACCCGCUCCCCGGGCGCGGGCAGGGCCGGUGCUGCCGCCGGCUCCCCGCCACGGCUGCGGGAGUGCGGCGGUCCCGUUAUUUCCCCUCCCGGCUCGGCUCGGCCGCGCCCCGGUCCCCCUCCCCCCGCUGCCUCCGCCAGGUUCCGCGUCCCUCCUGCCCCACGGAAAACACACACGGCCCCGGCACCCGCCCCGGCUACCCGGCCCAUUCAAACAAACAAACAGAAACCUGCCCCGUCGCAAAGCCAACCGACGGGGGGAAAAAUUAGCAGGAGGAGAUCAGAGAAGAUAAGCGAGGAGCAAGCAGCUUCCCCGAGACCUUUCACUGCGGAUCCGAGAGGGAACAUCAGACGCGUAAAAAAAGAAAAACAAAAAACAAAAACAAAAACCAAAAAGCCAAACAAAACAAAAAACCCCAAACAAAACACAGCGUUCAAGCCAGCACAAGGCGAGCGAAAGAUCAAAAAGACGCAGAGAGGGAGACAUUAACUGGAGCAGCAGCAGCAGCAACAACAACAAAAAUCACACUUAAAAUAAUAAUAACAAUAAUAAUAAUAAAACCCAAACCACCAACAAGGGCGAUA
Messenger RNA from Prinia subflava (tawny-flanked prinia), 1134 nucleotides. RefSeq names its product basic proline-rich protein-like. NCBI's taxonomy places the organism in Eukaryota, Metazoa, Chordata, Aves, Passeriformes, Cisticolidae. The transcript has 3 exons. Bases 1 to 819 code for a protein of 272 amino acids. The record is from RefSeq and is a predicted model, not a curated record.